UAUUUUGAAAGAACCACACCUGUGCUAGUGCUAGUUGUGUUGCUUCCGGCGGUUGGUUAGCUUGACGUUGGCAGGAAGGUGCUGCUGUAUUCAGGGAACAGAAAUGGACAGUCAUGGGAGAAAAGUCGUUGUCUGUGACAAUGGAACCGGGUUUGUCAAGUGCGGGUUUGCAGGCUCCAACUUCCCCGAACACAUUUUCCCAGCGCUGGUUGGCCGGCCAAUCAUCCGCUCCACAGCUAAAGUUGGAAACAUCGAAAUAAAGGACCUGAUGGUGGGCGAUGAGGCCAGUGAACUUCGCUCCAUGUUGGAGGUGAACUAUCCCAUGGAUAAUGGCAUCGUCAGGAACUGGGACGACAUGAAGCACCUGUGGGACUACACCUUCGGCCCCGAGAAACUCAACAUAAACUCCCGCGACUGCAAGAUCCUUCUGACCGAGCCGCCCAUGAACCCCACCAAGAACAGAGAAAAGAUAAUAGAGGUGAUGUUUGAAACGUACCAGUUUGAAGGAAUUUAUAUCGCCAUCCAGGCCGUCCUCACUCUCUACGCUCAAGGACUGCUGACUGGCGUGGUGGUGGACUCUGGUGACGGUGUGACUCACAUCUGUCCGGUGUACGAGGGCUUCUCGCUGCCCCAUCUGACCCGACGUCUUGACAUCGCAGGGAGGGACAUAACACGCUACCUCAUCAAGCUGCUGUUGCUGCGAGGUUACGCCUUCAACCACUCUGCAGACUUCGAGACGGUGAGGAUGAUGAAGGAGAAGCUGUGCUACGUGGGUUAUAACAUCGAGCAGGAGCAGAAGCUAGCGCUGGAGACCACCGUGCUGGUGGAGUCGUACACGCUCCCGGACGGCAGGUUGAUCAAGGUGGGAGGGGAGAGGUUCGAGGCCCCUGAGGCUCUGUUUCAGCCUCACCUCAUCAACGUGGAGGGUGUGGGUGUGGCCGAGCUGCUCUUCAACACCAUCCAGGCUGCAGACAUCGACACCAGGUCUGAGUUCUACAAGCACAUCGUCCUGUCCGGAGGCUCCACCAUGUACCCCGGCCUGCCGUCCCGCCUGGAGCGCGAGCUGAAGCAGCUGUACCUGGAGAGAGUGCUGAAGGGAGACGUGGACAAGCUUUCAAAAUUCAAGAUCCGGAUAGAGGACCCCCCCCGGCGUAAACACAUGGUGUUCCUGGGCGGCGCCGUGCUGGCCGACAUCAUGAAGGACAAGGACAACUUCUGGAUGACGAGGGAGGAGUACGAGGAGAAAGGGACGCGGGUGCUGGAGAAGCUCGGAGUCACCGUCAGAUAAAACACAAAACAAACAGAAACACUCCCCCCCCCCGACUUCCCUCCAUCUCCCCCCCCCCCAGCUGAUAUCCAGGCAUCGCUCACCUCGAUGUGUCUGGAUGUCGUCGAUUCAAGGUUAUUUUUUAUAAAGCAAGGAGGGAGGAAGGGGAAGAGGAUGAAGGAUAUGGGGUAAGAAGUUAACAGAGCCCACAAGAAAAAAAAUGCUGAGAAAUAUGUUCAAAGAUGCACAAGAUAGUGCCAAUUAGUCCUCAAUUUAAAGGAAAAGUACACGAGUUUAGGUAAUAUUUGCUUCCUUGGCAAGACUUACCACUACAUUAGGGCUGCACAAUCUGGAAAUUGACUGGUUUUGCAAUUGCGACAUGAUUCCCGAUAUUAGAGGGAUUGAUCAUUUUGAAACAUUAUUAUCAACAUCAUUUAAAACAAUGUUGAAAUGAUCGUAGUGUUCUGUUCCUUUAUUUAUGGGCUACGACUUCUCUGCAGCUCCCGAAUACUUAAUUAAGAACAUUUCGUGAUGUUGCACUAGGGUUGCACUGCGGUCAUUUCAACAUGAAACUGAAGCUAGACGACUGUUAGCUUAGCUUAGCAUAAAGACUGGAAGCAUGUGGAAACAGCUAGCGUCACUUAUUUUACACAGUAAUGAAAUCUGGCAACCGGCACAUGGCACAAGUUAUUGUUGUUACUGAAGGCAAGUUUUUGUAAAUAUUCAACAACCAACUUUAAAAAGGCCAUUCAACAUAAAUAGACAAGAAAGGAGAGGAAUUUCAAAUACUGAUAUGAGACACCUCCAAUUUGUUGUGCAAAAGAGAUACAAGGACAUGCUAAUCAUGAGCUUUAGAGGUGCUUGUAGAUGGAUUUUCUGUCCUAUGCUAAGCUAACUAGCUGCUGUCGAAGCUUCAUAUAUACUGAACAGACAUGAAAGUCUUGCCAAGUAAGCAAAUAAGCGUAUUUUGCCCCCAAAGAAAUGUUAUACACGGCAUUAAGAUGCAGGCUGUUAAACUCACACCUUCCAGUGUACUCUGAAGGGGGGGGGGGGGGGGGUUAUUCUGAUCUCUUUCUUUUUAUAGCAGCUUAUGUGUGAGUAUUUUGAUUCUAGUGCCUUUCACAGGAGGCCAGAAAAAGCUCCUGGCUGUUUUCAGGUUGAAGGCGAUGAUUAUUAUUGUUAUUAUUAUGAGCGAUGCGUUUGAGUUCCAAAACGAGACCCCCGUCUUGCUAAGAAUGUGCUACCUAAUCUGUCAAAACAGAUGACGGCAUUAAAAUAAUGCUCAGUGUGGAGCAUUACAGAGAUUAGAUGUAAGAACAAAUAGACCAUUACAUGCUGUGUGUUUUUACACACCGAUCAUUUAAUAACCCCCCCCCACCCCCCACAUCUCCUGUUUGGGAGUGAGUGCAGGAGGGCCGGCAGACAUGUUUUACUCGGCACCUCGUUUGUCUUUCUCUGCAGCUUCUCUUUGUCGGGAUGAUUUGUUGCUUCUCGAGCGCGGGAGGCAAUGUGUUUCUCAAGAUUUAAUUAGGAAGAUGUGAGAGGAAUACUUGGGAACAUCUUAAGGAUAUUUGAAGUUACUCAGUCUUUUAGUUUUCUCUCCUUCCAAAUCACGGUGUUACAAUGAUCUGUUUGUGGUGAUAAAAAGAGUUUAGGAAACAAUCCAGUUGAAGCUUUUAAUUGGAUUGGAUUUGUCACUGUUUCCAGUUUAACACCAACAAAUCAACUAUUCCAUAUCACAGAGGAUUGAUGUGAGAACGUUUUUCAUUCGUUGUCGAUAACAAAGCCUCAAGGCAUUGCUCAGUCUUGAUGCAGGACGGUUAAUCCUCAUAUGACUGGUCACUUCUCUUGCCUUGAAAACCACUGAGGCUCCUUUCUUUCUUUUUUUAACAUGCAUUUCCUUUCUCUUUAUGUUCUUUAUCAAUGCUGUGCUUUUUGUCUCUGAGGACACCAGGGUUUCUCUGACAGACUGUUAUGCGUCUGAUUGUUGACCUGUAUCAUUCCCCAUGUUCACUGUGGUCACAGUGAAGCUGUCUGCCCUCAACAGCUGAACACAGCUCAGCCAUCGCUAUCAAACUAUCAUUUUAAACUGCGUCGAACAAACUGAUUGGCUGGUUCUGGGUCAGAUGUUGAGGGUAAAGAUAUUAAGAUAUUGUGUAUUAAGAAGGAAAUGUCCAACAGGAAAUAAUUCCCUGUCUUGAAGGAGGAGAGGAGGUGUGGCGUACAGAGCUAGUAGAGGACGUAAGCAUCAUAGAAAUAAACAAAUAUCUCAUUGGUUGAAAACAAAUCUGUGGUUGAUGGCUAAUCUUAAUUUAAGCACCCUGCCAUGUUAUAUUACCUUCUUGCAAACCUGCUAACCGUCUUACAGUGUGAAGUUCAUUCAAAUGUGGCAUUUAAUUCCACUAGUUAGUUGCUGUAGAGAAAAACAGAAGAUUCUCGAUCCUAAAGAUUGGUGUUUUUUUAGGAUAAAAAUAAUCAAAAAACUGUAAAAAGAUAAUUGUAAUGAACCUUCAUUUUCACAGUUUUUCAAAACAGAAUGAUUAUAUUGCAUGGUUCAUUUGGUAUUAAGACGUUUCCCAACAAUAAUAUAAGAUUAGCUACAAAAAUAACCAUUUUUACCAAAAUGAAUAAUUUAUUAAAUGAAGAUUUGUAUUCUCUUUGAUUGUGGUACGCCUCAGCCUUAGUUGCAAUCGGACUGAUUAUGUUCAACCAAUGAGAUCAUUCUAGUGUUUGUGCAUCUAAAUCACUGAAUCGACACUUAUAUUUAGAAAACCUAAAGAGUAAAAUCAGUGUUUUCCAUUUUUGAUUUUGCAUUCCUCUGAUUAAAUCAGGCUUUUUCAUCGCGACCACACCGCCCCCUUCCUUGUCGGUUGUUCUGAAGAUUAAUUUGUGGGUUUUGGGUUUUUUUGUGGGUUACUGCUAUAUAAUUUGUAAUGUUAAUAAGAAUCUGGUGUCAGGUAAAAGGAAAACCACGUAAAAGCUGGUAUUUGUGGUUUUCCUUCUCGGUUCUUAUGUGUAUAUUGGAGGCACUUAUAUAAAUAUCAAUGUAUAAUUUCCCUCUUGACGAACACAGUCAUCGAGUGCCAAGUACAGUUAUUCUUGUGGGAUAUUAUUUUUGGUCGUCCUUUUUAUGUUUUGUUUAUAACAUAACUGCCUACCGCUGAUUUAAAUAAAGCAAAGUGAUUUAUAGAC
Molecule: messenger RNA, 4459 nt
Organism: Eleginops maclovinus (Patagonian blennie)
Lineage: Eukaryota; Metazoa; Chordata; Actinopteri; Perciformes; Eleginopidae
Gene: actr2a
Product: actin related protein 2a
Exons: 9
Coding region: 104-1288 (394 amino acids)
Biological process (GO): Arp2/3 complex-mediated actin nucleation
Cellular component (GO): actin cortical patch; Arp2/3 protein complex
Molecular function (GO): actin filament binding
Source: RefSeq, a predicted model, not a curated record